This is a messenger RNA of Phytophthora nicotianae INRA-310, 2151 nucleotides long. RefSeq lists its product as hypothetical. The record is from RefSeq and is a predicted model, not a curated record. NCBI's taxonomy places the organism in Eukaryota, Oomycota, Peronosporomycetes, Peronosporales, Peronosporaceae. Bases 1 to 2151 code for a protein of 716 amino acids. The transcript is spliced from 4 exons.
AUGGCGCGCAUCCGGGCCAGUGCCCGUGGAAAAACAGACGCGGUAGCCGCAGUGGCUCGAGACAUUGACUUCCGCCAUUUGUGGCGUCAGUCUCGCGGAGCCGGAUGGACGUCCAAGCGACCCCGUGACAUGCAGUCUCAAUGGAGUCCUGGUGGUGUUCAUUCGUUUGUUGGUGAGGACGCCGUUGUCGUCCAUGCUAUUGAAUCUGGACUGCUAGGAGACGUUGACGAUGUUGAGAGCGAGGUUGACGCGGUGGGCGAAGGCGUUGAAGCGGCUGAAGUUGUGGCGAUUGGCAAUGAAGGGAGGGCAGAAGCUGAUGGGGAUGAAGACAUCCGUCCAUCCCAGAUUGACACUAGUGCUCAACUCUCACAGAACACACUGAAUGAACUCUUCGGGUCUGAGAGUGACUCAGAGGUUGAUCUCUCGCAGGCCGCUGUGACCAGAGCCUUUGACGUCUCACCUGGUGACCUUCAUGCAGCAGACUCCCAGCGAGAUUGUGAUGCUAACCUACAACAACUAUCAGAAGUGUCAAGGGCUGAGAGCGACGGUGCCCAAGUAGAUGCUGCUGCUGUAGAGACGACCCGCGCCCUACGACCGCGAGUUCAUGUAAAGAAGGACGUCAACUACGUUCCCCAGGACGAGAAGCCACCCUUGCCCAACAUGGACCUCAAGAGAAGUUUUGCACCUCACUGGUCAAUGACGGAGGACGGUGCGGUUCCAGCAGGUAACUUCGGGUGGUUGAUGGGACGCAUCAGGUGUCAGGAGAUUCUCCGAGACUUACACUUCGUAGAUAACGAGGCAGAUCGCACACGAGACAAACUAUGGAAACUUCGUCCAGUUAUCGACAAGCUGCAGCAGCGGUUUCUGGCUGGCUGGACUCUCCCUGCUGUGUUCUCCUUCGACGAAGGGGUGCUGCCUUCAACUUUUAGGCGCAACACUACUCGCAUGUUCACGCCCGAUAAGCCUCAUCGGUACGGGUCGCAAAUGUUUAUGCUGUGUGAUUCGAGAACCGCCUACUGCCACAGAUUUGAGAUGUAUGCUGGAAAGCGCAACCCCGGAGAAGGUGGAGACACUUCAUUUGAUCACAUGACAGGAGAUGCAGCAGUCGUCCGAAACAUGAAGAUGGUUCUGGAGUCAAAACAGCGUCACCCAUGGCAUCUUGUUGUUGUGGAUCGUUUCUAUUCACCGAUACUACUGGCGAUUGAGUUGCUGAGAUUUGACAAACAAGUAAAAGAGCAGCGGAAAACUAGAUCUGCGGCUAUUCCUCGAGGCUUCUUCCUGUUCUCCCGUUCGACGGCAGUCCCAAGCAUGGUUGCGUUCCAUUGGUGGGAUCGCAAACCGGUGCACUACUUGUGCACCGGCUCCUCCAUGGCAGUCUCGUCGAUCCAGAGGAAUCCGAAGCGAGUUGGGCCGGAAACGGUCCCAUGCCCGGCAGCCGUCAAUGAUUACCAGCGCUGGAUGGGCGGAGUGGACGUCCACGACCAACUCCGCCUCCAGCGAUUCUCAUUGCAGACGUCUACGAGGUUUACCAAGUAUUACAAGUGUUUGUUCUUGGGGUUUGUGGAUUUAGCGCUAGUGAAUGCGUAUAUUUCGCACAAGGAGACGGCACGGCUGGCUGGCACACCUUCGAUGUCUCGUGGUGACUGCUUUUGCAUUCUACAGAACCAACUUCUUCAGCUGAAGGCAGCAGACUUUGCUGGUGUGGAUGUGACGCCGCCUGCCAACUCCCAGAAGCGCAGAAGGACACACGUUCGGCUUUCACAUGCGCUUGAGAAGUCAGAAGAUUGGGUGACGGUGAGUGGCGUACAGAAGCGCCGACAGCGAUCCUGUAAGGUACGCGCGCUGCUGCGAAGCAACCCCAAGAAAAAGUCGUACGCCACCACGUUUUACUGUGAGCGCUGCUCUGUUGACUCGGCGAAAUGCUGGCUGUGCAACAAGAUCCGCCACAGCUUCAAAGGUGUCACCAAGACUUGCUUCGCGAUCUGGCACGAAGACUUCGAGUGCGGCCAAAGCAUUCCAGUAACAUUGGGCAAGAAAGUUGUUCUUCGCCGACCUGGACAAGUGGCUGGGGAGCGGAAGAAAACGCGCCGAGAACUGGAGCUACACGAGGACGAUGCAGAAGGUGAGGAAUGUGAAACUGAUGAGGUAUGA